GAUGUGUUGUGUGUAAAAGUAGUUUAAAUUUAAAUACGCUAAAAUGGAAUCACAAACUCAGCCGCAAUCUACAAUAACUGAACACCCAGGCUGCUAUUGUUUGCUGUGCCUAUCCGAAGACCCAACUCUCAUAAAAACAUUAACAGCAGUUCGAGGGGAAGAAGGCAUCCGACAGAACAUCGAAGGCCUUAUUCGAAAAUAUUUUCCGGAAGAGUUGCUUGAAUUAAACGGACAGAUUUGCUGCAGUUGUAACCAGCAGUUGAAAGACUUUCAUCAGUUCUAUUUAAGAAUAAAAACAAUCCAGUGGAACCGUAAAAUGAAGACCGCCACCGGAAGUGAAAGUGCUAGUAAUUUAGUUGCAUUUCAAAUGGAUACAACCAUCAAAGAGGAAAAGAUCGACGACACAUACCGUUUUGAUCAUUCUGCUGCGGAUGUUGAAGGCUUGAAUAAUUUCCUUAACGAAGAGUUUGGAUCACAGCCCGAACACAACGGAAACGGGAUUACACAAAACCGAAUUUUAGAUUCGAUUGUAAAUGAAUUUCAAUCCAGUUCACUUGAAAACAAUAAUUCAACCAGAGGCAACGAAAACCAACCCAGUCCUAAACGCAUGAAAAAAACCUUUUUCGAUUUGUGGCCGCCAAUAAACAACCUCAAUUCUCGCCUACCGAGCAACACUGAAAACGCUGAAUUAGAGCUGUUGGAAGAUGAAUUCCAUGAGUAUGACAAGCCGCCAGACGAACAAAUACAUCAAUCACAUAAUGUUGCUGCGAUGGAUGAACUGGAACGUCUUCGCAAAGAAAAUGAGUGGCUCAAGCGUAGGAACCACCUAUUGGUAACGCGUUUGCGUGAUGUCCACGUCCGCAACAGCGAUCUGCUCCAAAUAAAUCGAGAGCUCACUGCAAAACUUAGAUCAUAUGAUCCUAAGUUGCUAGGGAAGCCCAUUCCCGUGAGUCAAGAUAAUACCAAAACUUCUGCAGAAGCUUUGGCACACAUAAAACAGCAAAAUUCUUCUAUAUUCACUACUCCAACUCUAACAGCUUCGCAGCAGUCGCGACAGGGACGGGACUCGGAUGGAAGCAAAUUCAUAUCACUAAGUGGAGCAUAUACCCUGGAUAAUGGGGAUACUGUAGUUCAAGACUCAGUAAUUCCGUGUCGUACGAUGCUAGACAUUGACGCAGUUGAGCCUGGUGAAAAGUAUGAUCUCAAGUUUAUUAGCAAGCUGGCGGUGGCGCUCUGGGGAUACGAACGGCUGGCAGUAAGUAGUGUCACCGGACGGAAAUCGAACAAUGCAGGACAAAAUACACCACCAAGUAUACAACUUGAACCGGAAAAACUGAGUUUCAUCAAAGAAAAAGUUUACAAUAGGGCUAUGCUGGAAACAAACGAUCGACUACAGGCAAUGGCACGUUUCGACGACUCACGCAUUAAUCGCUUGCUGAACAUAAAAAUUCAAAAUGCGAAAAGGAAAAAGAACCUACACUACUCUGCCGUCUAACCGCAUGACUUCAAACUAUUUCUUUUUAAGGAUCAUGAUUUUCGUUUAUGAUUACUGCGAAUCGCACCAGAUAACUUAUUAUAUUUUUUAAUAGUGUAUGUACGUACUACAAGCGUUAAUUUUUAAAGUAUUCCUUGAAAUACGAGUUUGGUUAAA
This is a messenger RNA of Sabethes cyaneus, 1651 nucleotides long. RefSeq lists its product as uncharacterized. Lineage: Eukaryota; Metazoa; Arthropoda; Insecta; Diptera; Culicidae. The coding region runs from base 44 to 1495 and encodes 483 amino acids. The transcript has 4 exons. Gene Ontology annotation, molecular function: DNA binding; zinc ion binding. Gene Ontology annotation, cellular component: nucleus. The record is from RefSeq and is a predicted model, not a curated record.